Messenger RNA from Symbiodinium natans, 765 nucleotides. NCBI's taxonomy places the organism in Eukaryota, Dinophyceae, Suessiales, Symbiodiniaceae. The record is from the annotation of a GenBank genome assembly.
AUGAGAUGGAUGAGUCAUCGCGGAUGUGCUGGUAUUGGGCUAUGCCUGGUAGUGGUCGGCGCCAGCAGCCAUAUCGAAGAAAGGUGCCUCUCGAGCGAGGGCUCCGUUCACAUCCAGGACCCCAGCUUCCUCCAGAUGAAGCUGAAACUGGACUCCACGCCGGACACUGAGGCCGAAGCAGAAGCUCAGGCCGAAACAGCCGAAGCACUCAAAGCGGCUUACGACCAGGGACAUGAACAGGAGAGUGCUCUGCUCGAGCAGGAGCUGCUGGACUUAGUCAGGCGACGAAUCCACGACGAGCACAAGGACGACUUCGCCAACCUGUCCAACCGUUCUGGAGGUGUGCCCAAGCAGCUGGUGGCGGACCUACGCAACUUUGAGAAUUUGCUGUUCGACUUGGAGUUGAACAGGAUGGACAUAAACGCUGAGAAGGAUCUCGCAGACGAGUUCUGGGAAGCACUGCUUCGAGCGGCGGAGGCUAAGGAGAAGGUGAUGUCCGCUGAGGAGAACAAGCACGCUUCCCUUGAACAGCUCUCGAAGCUCAAUGCAUCAUCUGUGCAAGCUGCAAAUCUGACGGAGGAGGUUCGCAAGUACGAUGCGAUCAUCGCCCGAUUCAAGCCGGAGUAUGCCGAGGCGCAGCGGAAUCAAACGGACAGAACGACAAGGAUGCAGGAAGUGUGGAACGCCAUUGUCCAGAGAGAGCUGAAUGAUACAAGGCUGGUGCAGAUUCUGGAUGAUCAGGACUUGAGCCAGAGUGCAAUGUGA